Messenger RNA from Cheilinus undulatus (humphead wrasse), 441 nucleotides. Its product is annotated as obscurin-like. Lineage: Eukaryota; Metazoa; Chordata; Actinopteri; Labriformes; Labridae. The record is from RefSeq and is a predicted model, not a curated record. The transcript has 2 exons. The annotation marks the transcript as partial.
UUUAAGGGUAGAUUAGAGUUUGACCGUACAAACUUUAGUCUAACAAUAAAAGAGCUGACUCAGCAGGAUUCUGGUGAAUUCAUUUUUAGCUCUUAUGGAAAAACACAAAGACCAGCAGUCAAUAUCGCUCUGAAACCUGAUAUGACCAGCAACUCCACCUGGAACCCCUCCACCAACUCAUGUACAGUUUCACUGGAGUGCAGUUCAGACUCUCACAGUGACAUCAGCUACAGCUGGACUGUAGAGGGCAAAACCAGUAGAGGGUCCAGGCUGCAGUACAUCAUCAGGACACAGGAUGAAGGCACCGAGUUCACCUGUACCAUCUACAAUCCAAUCAGUGAGAUGUCGACAUCCAAAACAGUGAAGUGCAGCGAUACACAAAAAACAAGCACACAAGAAAAAAGUAGGUACAAAGAGGAAAUCACAGGUCUUCAGUGGUAA